Messenger RNA from Bombus pyrosoma, 5096 nucleotides. Its product is annotated as protein lin-54 homolog. Gene Ontology annotation, biological process: regulation of DNA-templated transcription. The record is from RefSeq and is a predicted model, not a curated record. The transcript is spliced from 12 exons. Lineage: Eukaryota; Metazoa; Arthropoda; Insecta; Hymenoptera; Apidae. Gene Ontology annotation, cellular component: nucleus. Bases 324 to 2831 code for a protein of 835 amino acids.
AAAGGGCUGACGUGUUUUUAGCCGCGGAAGGGUGAAAAUGGCGAAAUCGAAAUUUGCAAAGUGCGCGAAAAUAUUGGUUGUUUUUGACGUAAUAUCCGAUUGAUAAAGUAAAACGUUUACUUUUGUUGAAUUACAUAUAAGAAAAAAUAUAACUCUAUAGUAACAGUGAACUUGUCAUUCUCGUUUCUCUUUGAAAUUUUAAUACUAAACGACCUUUGGGUCUGUUUGUACACAGCGGUGCGUAGUGCACUGUGGGACAGCAAUGGUGGGCGCGUGAUUUUGAACAAAUUCGAGGUAUUAAAGGAACACCCAGGGACGUAAUCAUGUCUAUAAAUAAAGGACAAAAUGCUAGAGCAUUGGUUGAACCAUUAGCUCUUGAUUCACGUACACUUGGUGAUGGAGACUUGAGUGCACUGAGUCUAUCGCAUAAUAAUGAACAAUAUUCAUCCAAUGACUUUGAAGCAUUUGCAAAUAUUCAAGCUGAGUUAGAAUGCAUGAAUGCUGAAGAAGUUAUGACAACGGAUGAAGAGCAUAUAAUAAUUGGACGUAAUAUUGAGACUGAAACGAUUGUACCUGAUGUGGAAAUGACUGAAGUUUCUGAACAAGCUCAAGAGGAACAUAUUAUCUAUACAACAGCAAAUCAAAAUAAUCAAAAUAUUGUAUUUCAAACAAAACCAACGUUACAAAGGCUUCCUGCAUCUACAGUACAGGUAAAGUCAAAUGUUGGUCAAGUUACACAAAGUCAGUCUAUUAUGAUAGUCUCUCCAGCUGGUGGUCAAGGUACUAGCCAAAUUUUAAAAAUUUCACACCCGUCAACAGCAUCGGCUGGUCAAUUACAAUCAUUAGCUCAGACUCUCAUAACGGCAAAAUCUGCUGAUGGUAAUAUAGUUCAGUUAAGAUCUGCACAACCUAGUAAGCCUGUAAUGGCAACUAGUCAUUCAGGAAAUAUCACAUUAGGAAGUGUACAGAAUGCAAAAACAGCUCAGUCUGCUAUAAAACGUACUGCACAGAGUACCUCUCAAAAUCGAAAUGUAUAUACAAAAAUGAUACUAGCUGGAAAUCAAGCACAAUCAGGUCAACAAGUUCUUAUAGCAAGUUCUCAAAAUGAAAAUCAACAAACACAGGCAAUAAAAUUUUUAAACAAUAGUUCAUCAAGUCAAGAUGUUACAAGUCCAACAAAAACUAUAACAUUAGCACAAGCACAACAAAUGGGAUUACUUUCCACUAACAAAGUUCAACAUAUUUUGCCCUCAACACCACAGAAACAAGUGAGUAUAAAGAAAAAAGGAAUAAUUGUAAAUAAAUUAGUGCAAUCAUCAAGUUCUCAACCCUCUAAAAUGACUAUAGUUCCAAGUAAUACAAUCAAAUCGCCAACAAAGAUAUUACCUGCUCCUACAGUAAACACACAAGUUAAAGCUUCGACAAUUUCAAAUCAGCAAUCAACAUUUUCCUCUUCUAAUAAAUCAUCUGUCCAACAAAGUCCACAGAAAGUGAUUAUACGACAGAGUUCUUUAAAACCUGGAACUGUCCUUGGAAGUGGACAAGUUAUUAGAAUACCAGCAAAUCAAAACAUUGUUACUGGAUCUAAUCAAGUACAUCAAAUACAAAUGCCUGGCAGACAAGUGCAAUAUGUAAGAUUAGUUAGUACUCCAUCAUCAGGUACUACAAAUGUUGUUACUGUGGGUAAAACGAAAUCGCAAACAACUUUACAAACUGUUGGAGUUGGCCAAAAAAUAGGAGGUCAACAACAGAUUGUUAAGGUAGUUCCAUUAAAUACUAGCAAUCAGCCAUUAAGAACAGUUGCACCUAAGGCUACAUUAACAGGAAGUGGGCAAAGAUUAUUAAUUCCAGCAACUGCAACAGUAGCCAAUCAAUCAAAAAAUGCAGUUGCUAUCCCAGCAUCUGCUUUAAGUCAAUUAGCAUCUGGGCAAGCUGUUCUUUCAACUAAUUCGAAUGUGGGAAAUAUUGUAGUUUUACCAGCCCAAUAUAUUCAACAACAGCCAGCAGAUGAUGUAAAAUUGAAAUCUCAACAAGCAACAUCUGGUUUACUAAGUAAUACACAAAAUUUGCAGACUUCAACAGGGACUUUAUCUGUGGGAUCUGUUAUAGAAAGUAAAAGCUCUCAAAGAUCAUAUACCAGUGUUGAGCCAAAUGGUAUUCGGCCGAGAAAACCAUGCAAUUGCACUAAAUCACAAUGUCUUAAAUUAUAUUGUGACUGCUUUGCGAAUGGAGAAUUUUGUCAUAUGUGCAACUGUAAUAACUGUUCUAAUAAUCUUGGAAAUGAAGAGGAAAGGCAACGUGCUAUUAAGUCCUGUUUGGAGCGUAAUCCAAAUGCUUUUCGUCCAAAAAUUGGCAAAGGUCGUGAAACUGGCGAUGAUAUACGUAGACAUAACAAAGGUUGCAACUGUAAACGAAGUGGAUGUUUAAAGAAUUAUUGUGAAUGUUACGAGGCUAAGAUUCCUUGCUCUGCUAAUUGUAAAUGUAUAGGGUGUCGUAAUGUAGAAGAACCGAAUUUAGAGAAGAAAUCUUUAAAAGACCUGGCCGAAGCAGCUGAAGUGAGAACUGCACAACUUACGCUAAAUAAGACAAAAUUACAAUUAUCGGAAAUGGCUUUUAGGCCACCAGCUACAUCAAAUACUGGUGCAAGGCAACCAUUUAAUUUUUUGACUGAUAAAGUAGUACAAAUAACGUGUGAGUGCUUAAUGGCGCAAGCUGAUGAAGCAGAACGUAACAUGUUUGAUGAUGAAACAUCACAAAGACUUAUAAUCGAGGAAUUUGGUCGCUGCCUCAAGGAAAUCAUAGAAUCAGCACAUAAAGCUGAAGCUACCUAGCAGGUACAUUCUAAGGAAAAAUAUAAUGUUCAAAAUGUUCGAAGUUUGCGGACCUAUUCUGAAGUCACAAAAUUGAAGAUGUUAGUUAUUGGUACUUCUUAAUUUGAUAAUUGGUCAUACUAACUAUAUACAAGUGUUACAUACCAAAGAUAAUGGUGAAAGGUAUUAAAAUGUUAUACAUUCAACCGUUUUCUUAUUUUGUCUUGCUAAUAUAUGAAAGGUUUUUUUUUAUAAUUAUAAAUUGCACAUACGUACUUUCGAAAUUAUAGGUAUGUUUAUCAUAGCAUAGUGAGUGCUCAGUUAUGUAUGGUUAAAAAGUUUAUUACUAAAUUAUUUUUAUUUUCAUUGAGAAUUUGAUAAAAAUAAUAUAAAAUUAGUUGUUAUUUUAUCAUGUAAUAAAUCAAGAAUAUAAAAGCAAGUUUAGAAACAAUACGGUUGAAUGAAAUUUUACAUGAAAAUUUGUAACACAAAUAUAUAAGAUAACAAAAAAUAUUUAUAUAUUUGUCAAUUACAUUUUAAAAAGAUUUUAUUGGAAAUUAAGAGGCUAAAAUAGUAAGAAGUAUCUGUACAUUGAAUGUUCUAUACUUCGUAUCCAAAUUUGAAUUUCUAAUUAAUUAAUUCCUGAUUAGCAUAAAAGUUCAGAUUUUUUAAUGAAAAGAAAUGCAUGUAUUCAUAGAAUAUUGGAUAAUGAUGGAGUUUUAUGGAAUAGCGAAAACACUCGAUUUUUUAUUGUUAGGCAAUGUGAUUAAUGAGCUCAAAAUUAAAUGCGUUUAAUGUAAUGGUUUAUAUUAUUUAAGAUUUUUCAUAUUGCAUGUUAAUUUAAUAUAUUUAUCUUAAAUCGAAGAAAUGAUUUUUCUUGGUUAAUUUCAGAAUAGCUCGGUGUAUAUAUAUGUUAGUUUAAAAGUUUACAAGAGAGAAACACUAAUUUCCGAUGAAAUUAAAUUUGUUUAUAAUCGUUAUCAUUAUCAAAAAUAUUUGAAAAACUUAUGUUAUUUAUAAAAGUAAGAGUUACUCCAGUUAUUUCUGAAUAAUGUUGUAUUUUUAUGAUCUUUUCUUUAUCGAUGUUCUUCAUCUAUAGCUAAUAUUAACAGAUUUUUUAAAAGGAGGUUGGGAAAUUUUCUUUCAUUGCGUUAUGUUUGUGCAUCUUAUAAUUAGCAUACUUUUGAAGAAAAUAUAUUAGUACAUUUCCGUACGUUUUCUUACGAUAUGUAAUAUCGCACAACUUUUAACAAUUCUAAAAUAAAAGUUUUUCAUUAUGCGUUGCAAUAAAUUGUCUCUUUGAAUUUAAUUAUUAUUGUAUAUUAUUUAAUAUGAGGAAUUAUUUAAAUAAUUAAUGACGGAGCAUUACAGUAAAUUAAGAUAUCGAGAAUGCAAUUGUCUAAUAUAUAAAUUAAAGAUUUGAUAGGUACAGAUAAAUGGAUAUUUCUCAUCAUGUGUUGACUUUAUUCAUCACUGCAGUAGUAAUAAUAUCUGUCUGCCAUUAGAGGUGAUUAAAGUAUAACUUUUAUGUAGCAAAUUAAUAUAAAAUAUAGAGAGUUUAUAUAUUAUAUAUAUGGAAUAGUGUAAGAACAAGUGUAAUAUAGGUACAAAUACGUAUAAAAUACAUAUAUAUUCAUAAAAUUCAUACUUCAAAUGAUAAUGUUUAUUUUAAGUAUAUAAAUUGUACAGAUUCAUAAUAUAAUAAGAUAAAAAUUGUGUGAAUAGAAAUUGAGGCAUUUAUUUAGAUGUCUCAAAAGAAAAUUACGGUAAUGAAAAAUUAAUCGUAUGUUUCUACUUGUUACAUGUCAUUUGUAUAACAGAUUAAAUAUAGAAAUAUAAAUUUAAAAUUAACAUUACAAAUUUUGCAAAUGAUGCUGAUACAUAUAUAUAAGAAACUACUACUAUGUACAGAUAAUAUUUGUAUAUCUAAGUAUAUCUUUAUAAUUUGUCCUCUGUACAUAGGGAGAAAAAAAUCUGAUAUCAUAGAGUUUAAUAAAUAAUUUAUUCCUUUAACUUAGGAAAAUUUAUUUAAAUGAAUAAAUAAUUUCAUGAUCACAUUGUACAAUUAAUAUGUAAAAAGUUUUAACUGAUUUAAAAAUUCCAAUAUAAUGUAAAUAGAUAAUACAUAAAUUAUAAUGAUAUUAUAUGUUAUUUGAUAUCAGAUUUUUCAUGAUGGUGAUUUAAAUAAUGUUAAAGUAUAUGUAUGAAGAUAAUGUAUGUAUAUACAUGUCGGACACAUGUACCUUUCAAUAAAUCUUACGUUUACAUAGCAAGCAUUGAAUUAUA